Camellia sinensis is the source of this 3133-nucleotide messenger RNA. Its product is annotated as adagio protein 1. Lineage: Eukaryota; Viridiplantae; Streptophyta; Magnoliopsida; Ericales; Theaceae. Gene Ontology annotation, cellular component: nucleus; SCF ubiquitin ligase complex; cytosol. The record is from RefSeq and is a predicted model, not a curated record. Gene Ontology annotation, biological process: circadian rhythm; response to blue light. Gene Ontology annotation, molecular function: protein binding.
GCCAAAGUUGGCGUUGGCCCAAAGCCCAAUGCCCAUACCGCAGCGUAGACUCCCAGAUUUUUCCGAUUCACACAGUAAAUUUAGUACCCCCUCCGGACAGAUAUUUCCCAACUGCACCACGUACAUGUCUUCUCUCUCUCAAUCUCUCUCUCUCUCUAUCUAAAAACACACAUCUCUUUCUCUCACUACUAGGUCGGGCCGUUAGCUAAUUUAGCCAAACAUCGCUCACCACCACUCGUUUCCCUUCACCAAUCUUCUCCAUCUUUCUCAUACCCCAAAACAGAACACAAUAACCCCCCCCCCAAAAAAGAAACCCUAAUUCCUCUUUUUCUAUCUCCACCUUCUAGUAAGCAGCUGAGGUUUGUGUUGAUUUGCUGUGCUCAUAGAUAUACUAGGGUAGGGUUUUGCUUCUGUUUUUGGUUUGGUUUGGUUUGGUUUUGAAUUUGAGGUGUGAUGAUGGGUUGAAGAGAAAGUUGUUGGAGUAGGAGUUAUGAUGGAGUGGGACAGCAAUUCUGAUGUGAGCGGCGAUGAAGAAGGGUUCCUAUUGAACGAUGGGGGUCCCCUCCCCUUUCCCGUCGACAGUUUGCUCCAACCAGCCCCGUGCGGGUUCGUUGUCACCGAUGCCUUAGAGCCAGACCAUCCUAUUAUUUAUGUCAAUUCUGUUUUCGAGAUGGUCACUGGUUAUCGAGCUGAAGAGGUCCUUGGCCGUAAUUGUCGAUUCUUGCAAUGCAGAGGUCCAUUUGCAAAAAGAAGGCAUCACCUGGUGGAUUCUACUGUAAUUUCAGAAAUAAGAAGAUGCCUUGAAGAUGGAAUUGAGUUCCAAGGCAGUUUGUUGAAUUUUAGGAAAGAUGGAUCUCCAUUGAUGAAUAGAUUGCGUGUGACGCCUAUAUAUGGAGAUGAUGACAUAAUAACUCAUUUUAUUGGUAUCCAGUUCUUUACUGAAGCAAAUCUUGAUCUGGGUCCACUUCCAGGAUCUUCAACGAAGGAGUCUGCAAGAACAUCUGACUGGUUCCAUUCCAGUCUUUCCUCAUACAGGCCAAUUGCAGAUUCGAACCGAAGUAUCACUCGUGGUGGGGCUUGUGGAAUACUGCAACUGAGUGAUGAGGUCCUGUCUUUCAAGAUUCUUUCACGCUUGACUCCCAGAGAUAUUGCAUCUGUUGGCUCUGUCUGUAGGCGACUCUACGAGCUAAUAACAAAGAACGAGGAUCUUUGGAGAAUGGUCUGUCAAAAUGCUUGGGGUAGCGAAACUACUCGAGUUUUAGAGGCAGUGCCCGGAGCAAAGAGACUUGGGUGGGGUAGACUGGCAAGGGAACUCACCACUCUUGAAGCAGCAGCAUGGAGGAAGCUAACUGUUGGAGGUGCCGUUGAACCCUCUCGCUGCAACUUCAGUGCAUGUGCCGUUGGGAAUCGGGUGGUUCUUUUUGGUGGGGAAGGGGUCAACAUGCAACCAAUGAACGAUACCUUUGUUUUGGACUUAAACUCUAGCAACCCAGAGUGGCAACACGUCAAAGUAAGCUCUCCACCUCCUGGUCGUUGGGGCCACACGCUUUCUUGUGUGAACGGAUCUCAUUUGGUUGUAUUUGGAGGCUGUGGAAGGCAAGGUUUACUCAAUGAUGUCUUUGUAUUGGAUUUGGAUGCCAAGCAACCAACUUGGCGUGAAAUCUCAAGUCGGGCCCCUCCACUUCCACGAUCAUGGCACAGCUCAUGUACCCUUGAUGGGACAAAAUUGAUUGUUUCGGGUGGUUGUGCAGAUUCCGGAGUGCUGCUUAGUGACACUUUUCUGCUUGACCUCUCAAUGGAGAAGCCCAUCUGGACAGAGAUACCAGUAGCGUGGACCCCACCUUCUCGUUUGGGUCACACAUUAUCCGUGUAUGGUGGUAGGAAAAUCUUGAUGUUCGGGGGUCUCGCAAAGAGUGGGCCCCUGCGCUUCCGCUCCAGCGAUGUCUUCACGAUGGAUCUGAGUGAAGAAGAACCGUGUUGGAGAUGUGUAACCGGCAGUGGUAUGCCUGGUGCUGGAAAUCCAGGGGGCAUAGCUCCUCCUCCAAGACUUGAUCAUGUAGCCGUGAGCUUGCCGGGUGGCAGAAUAUUGGUCUUCGGUGGGUCUGUGGCGGGUCUUCACUCUGCCUCACAGCUUUAUAUCCUGGAUCCAACGGAUGAGAAGCCAACAUGGAGGAUAUUAAAUGUACCUGGUAGACCUCCGAGAUUUGCUUGGGGACACAGUACGUGCGUUGUUGGAGGGACAAGGGCCAUUGUUCUUGGUGGUCAAACAGGAGAGGAAUGGAUGCUAAGUGAACUUCAUGAACUAUCUUUGGCAAGUAAUGUUAUCUGAUUUGGGAGAAACAGAAAGAACAAACAAGGGAUUCUUUGACCUCUGGGAAGUGAAGUUCUCUAUAAGUUAAAAUCAAUGUGGAGAAAAUGUGCAUUUGUUAUGAAGAUGCAUGACAGAUAUAUAUAUAUAUAUAUAUGGCUCUGGUUGAUACUUGCGAAAGCAGAUGCUGCUGUUGCAUCGGUGCAUUUUCUUGUAAGAGAUCGCGAUGCACACUUUCUGAGUGACUUUCCAUCAGUGUUUGAGGCGUGAUGUAUGUAACUGAUAGUUUGGACACAUUGGACCAUUACCCCUUUCUAGGUUAAUUAAUAGUAGUACUUUGAUAGUUUGGUAGUUUCUUUGUUGAUAGCAAACCAUGUGUUUAUUGUGGUUUAGCAGGUUCCAUAAUUUAGACCCAACUUUCCCAACUACCUUCUUCAUCCUCAUCCCCGAGACCAUUAAAGAAAGAAAGAUGGGUGAGAAAAAGAAGAUAAGCAGCGCUGCAUGUGUAUAUAUCUAGUGACGAACUGAUUUUAUCUUUUUUAUGCAUCUUUUCUGGACAAUCUUAUUAAGCAAGGGGGUGAGGCUGUAAUCUGGAGAAGUGGUCAGUGUCACCAUUGUUGCAUAAUGGUUGCUUGCCUGCUCUUUUCUGCUACGGCUGUGGUGGUUGGGAUUGUUGAGACAGUCUUUUUGCUCUAAUAGUUAAUAAGGGUCCGAUGAUGCUGCUUCUCACGUGUUUGCUAGUUGUGGUUCAAUCUUAUUUCGCAUUCGAAGUUAAGCUUUUGGAUAUGUUGCUGUUUAAAAAGUUUAUUGUGUUUUAUAGCGUUC